This is a messenger RNA of Nasonia vitripennis (jewel wasp), 4263 nucleotides long. RefSeq lists its product as uncharacterized. The record is from RefSeq and is a predicted model, not a curated record. Gene Ontology annotation, molecular function: nucleic acid binding. Bases 1 to 4137 code for a protein of 1378 amino acids. NCBI's taxonomy places the organism in Eukaryota, Metazoa, Arthropoda, Insecta, Hymenoptera, Pteromalidae. The transcript has 3 exons.
AUGGCUUCGAUUGAUCUUAUCGAACGUCUUGUACAAGUGCUUCGCGAUACUGUACAAAAUGUGGAUCAAAUGAGCGUCAAUGAUAUUCAUUAUUGGUUAGAUAUGUGUAAUUCUACUAUUAAUGAAUUAAAUGAAAAAAUUUCUAAAUCCAAUCUCACGAGAGGAGAAAAACAGAAAUGUCAAACUUAUUUGACGCAUCUUUCGUGUGUGCAAGUAGAAUUUGAACAUAAUCUUCAUCGAGGAGGUAGUCUGCAUGCUGAAGAAGCAGAAGCUAGAGUUGAGUGGCGUGAUGUGCAAUCAGCCUUCCAAAAUCGAAUCAGGACAGGUGUGGUUGUUAACAUAAAGCAUGUGGACAUAUUGAGUUUUUUUAAUGAUGCACUGAAGCUCUUCAAAGUUAAGACACAAGCAUGUUUAGAAGAAUAUAAUGCGGUGAAAAUCAAUUCAGAUUUUAUUUCAGAAUUUACAAUGCAAAAAAAUGGUGAAGAAACGACAGAUAUUAAAUAUUUUACGAGUGAGAGUGCUACAGUAUACAUGUCAACAGAUUUAGAGAAAUGGUUUACAGACAAUAUUAAAGAGCCCAUUCUUUCGCAAUUAGAAGAAUUUCAAGAAAAGGAUUCAGGCUGGACACUGAAAAGUAUUAUAAGUUUAUGUAUAAAUAUGAAAAAAUAUUCUCCAAUUAAGGGAAGUUCUUAUAUUCCUCUUCCAAAGUUUAUUGAAAAUAAAAAAGCUUGUGUUAACGUUCAUAAUAACGACGAUCAGUGUUUUAAGUAUGCUGUUCUUUCAUCAUUAUAUCCAAGUAACAAAAAUGCUAGUAGAGUUAAUCAGUAUCGAUUGCAUGAAAAUGAAUUAAAUUUUGCUGGUAUAGAAUUCCCAGUAAAACUUAAAAGUAUUCCGAAAUUUGAAAAACUGAAUAAUAUUUCAGUAAAUGUAUACAGGCUUAGAAAGUAUGGCCACAAAUUCGAAGUAUCACCUUGUCAUAUUACGACAGAGAAGAAGGAAAAACAUGUAAACCUUCUCAUCAUUCAAGAUUUUUAUAUAGAUGAGCAUGAAGAAAAUAAUCGUGCUGAUGAAGGUGACAUGCCUAAAUAUCAUUACGUUUGGAUAAAAAGUAUGUCUCGACUUUUGAGUUCUCAAGUGUCUAAAACUCAUUUAAAAUCUUACCAUUGUGAAAGAUGUUUACAAAUAUUUUAUACCGAGGAAAGAUUGAAAAUGCAUGAAAGCGAUUGUAAAAAUUUAAAUGAUUGUCGAAUAAAUUUGCCUGAUUGUAAGAAUAAUAUUCUCAAAUUCGAAGAUUACAGUAAGAGUGAAAAGGUUCCUUUUGUUAUUUAUGCAGAUUUUGAAUGUUUAUUGAAGCCUACUGAGAAUGAGAAUGCUUUCCAACUGCACGAAGCAUACAGCAUAGGAUACUUCAUAAAAUGCAGUUUUGAUGAUAGCUUAUCUGGCUAUAGAUCAUACAGAAGAAAAAAUGAAGAAGAAGAGACAGCUGUAGCAUGGUUUGUUAAAGAAUUAAAGUCAAUUGGUGAAAAAAUUGACGUACUCUACAAGAAUCCAAAACCAAUGAGACUCACAGAUUUAGAGGAAAUAUCUUUUCGGAGAUCAUCAACUUGUCAUAUAUGUCGGAAACCAAUCACUGGUGAAGAACUUGCUGUACGAGACCAUUGUCAUCUCACAGGGCGUUUCAGAGGUGCAGCUCAUAAUUCUUGUAACUUGAAUUAUAAGGAUUCAAGAUUCAUUCCUGUGGUUUUUCAUAACCUCAAUUACGACACUCAUUUUAUUUUAAAAGAGAUUGCUACUUCUACGUUGAUGAAAGGACGAGUAAAUUUAAUACCUCACAAUAAGGAGAAAUAUAUUUCUUUUACAAAAUACGUGGAUGACUGCAACAUAAGUUUUAGAUUCAUAGAUUCUUGGCGUUUUCUACCUUCAUCAUUGGAAAAGCUUGCAUCAUAUCUGAAAAAUGUGCCGAUAGCAGUAAAGGAAUUUCGAUCAGAUGGACUUACAGAUGAAAAGAUAGAUUUCCUUCGACGAAAAGGUGUAUUUCCAUAUGAUUUUGUAAAUGGAUUAGAUAAGUUGACGACUACAAAAUUGCCAGAAAAGAAUGAUUUUUAUAAUAAGCUAACAGAUUCUCAUAUUGCUGAAGAAGACUAUAAGCAUGCUGUCCAAGUUUGGAAUAAGUUCAAUAUUAGUACGUUGGGAGAAUAUUCAGAUCUUUAUCUGAAAACCGAUGUUUUACUAUUGGCCGACGUUUUCGAGAGUUUUCGAGAAACAUCUCUUAAAGCCUAUGAUUUAUGUCCUGCUCACUUUUAUACGACUCCUGGACUAACUUUUUCAGCAGCUUUAAAAAUGACAAAGGUAGAAUUGGAGCUUCUUACAGAUAUUGACAUGCUAAUGUUUAUUGAAUCGGGCAUUCGAGGUGGAAUAAGUCAGUGUUGUAAUCGAUAUGCCAAGGCAAACAAUCCAUAUAUGGGCUCUUCAUACGAUAAGGAUCAGAAAACAAAGACUCUCUUAUAUUUUGAUAUUAACAAUCUUUAUGGAUGGGCAAUGGUACAGCCUUUACCAGUUGGAAAAUUCAAAUGGAUUGAAUAUGAGACAAAUCCAAAUUUUUUUAAUACACCACCAGAUUCUGAUAUUGGCUAUUUUGCUGAAGUUGACUUGGAGUAUCCCGAAGAAAUACAUGAUGAUCAUAGGGAUUUACCUUUUUGCGCAGAACAUCUUGCACCACCUGGCUCAAAGCAGAAGAAACUUUUCACGACUUUAAAUGACAAAAAAAGAUAUGUCAUUCAUUAUCGAGCACUUAAGCAGGUUUUAGAUAAUGGACUUCGAUUAAAAAAGGUGCAUAGGAUUUUGAGUUUUGAGCAGAGGGCGUGGCUCAAACCAUAUGUUGAAUUUAACACAGAAAAGCGAAAGCAGGCAAAGAAUGAGUUUGAAAAACUCUUCUACAAAUUGUUAAUUAAUGCAGUCUAUGGAAAGUGUAUUGAACGAGAGCGGAAACGUGUAGAUGUGCGAUUAGUAAAUAAAUUUACAGGCAGAUACGGAGCAGAAGCACGCAUAGCUCUACCAAAUUUUCACAGUUGUGCAAUCUUCGAUGAAAAUUUGGUUGCCAUUCAGCUGAAGAGGACAAGUAUUACAAUCAAAAAACCAAUAUACGUUGGUCUCUCAAUUCUAGAUUUGUCAAAAACACUAGUAUAUGAUUUUCAUUAUUCAUAUAUGAAGAAGCGAGUUGGAGAAAAAUGCAAACUCCUUUAUACGGACACCGAUAGUUUAAUAUAUGAAGUUGAGUAUGUUGAUAUGUAUCAAGUAAUGAAAGAAGAUAUACAUAAAUUUGAUACUUCUGAUUAUGACGAAAAUAAUCAGUUUGGAAUUCCACAUGUUAAUAAAAAAGUUCCUGGAUUGAUGAAAGAUGAAUGCUGUGGCAAGAUUAUGACAGAAUUCAUUGGUUUAAGAAGCAAAAUGUACAGUAUUUUGAUUAAUGGAGCCGCGACAGUGAAAAAAGCUAAAGGUAUAAAAUCUAAUGUUGUAAAGAAAUCAAUCACGUUCGAAGAUUAUCGAAAAUGCCUUCAGGAUCUUGUUAUUAUAAAACGUGAGCAGUGUAAUAUUCGUUCAAAAUUACACAUUGUGCAUACUGAGAAACAGGAAAAAAUUGCUCUAAGUCCACACGAUGAUAAAAGAUUCUUAUUGCCUCAUAGUACUGACACUUUGCCUUGGGGACAUUACAGAAUUAUGGAAGAACAGAUGGCGCAAGCUGCAAUGCAAGUAGAGGGAGAUGCGGUGGAGGGGAUUGUAGUGGAGGAGAGGGGCAACAAUGGCGAAGGACGAAAAAGAGAGGGAGAAAGUGAGUGGGGGCAUGAAGCAACCAAUGAGAAUGCUUCGCGGGUGGGGAUGACACUUUAUGCUGAUGGAGGGGAACCAAUCAGGAUUGAAUAUGAUGUUUUAGAGGAGUUUAUGCACGAGUGGGAUCCAUCAUUGGAUAGGUUAGGAACUGAACAAGAAGAGAGAAGUGAUAUAUUACUAGAGGCUAUGGAAGGGGCAGAAAUUGUGGUGGGAAACGGGCUAUAUGAACGGACGCAGCACGAUGAACAGCACAUUCGAGAAAUCGAAGCGAACAACCAACCUUGUGCAAAGAGACCAAGACUCACCUAACUCUAAAAUAAAAUGGAUCUAUCUGCACUCAACAAGAUUGCCGAGCGCGAGUUCUUGCCUAAGAAGAAAGUCACGGACUUAGAAAAAGAUCAUGACUAAAUGGUGACUGCACUCAAGGAGGUGAAG